CCGCGCGGCCUGCAGUCCUGACCGACGACACUUCGCCGCAGCACGCCUGACACGCAACACGCGCCGGUUGCGCGCCCUUUCUCUCACGCAGUGCGACGUUACGUGAUUCAGUACGUGAAUGCAAAUACGGACCGCUCUGUUCAUACGCAUCGAGGAAUCCGGUACCGCCGAAUUUAUCAAAGGGCCGUCCUGGCCCCCUGCCCCCGACCCGCCCCGGACUGCGGGGACGCCCACACUGCUACGACUGCGGACACGUAGUCAAGAAGAGAACAAGGUAUGACUGCAACGCACGGUGGUGGUAGUGAAGACCACCGGCCGGACAGGGAUUCCGUGUACACGGUUAAGACCGGCUUCAAAAAUGAAGGCUACCAGCAUGACCGCGACACAAACGAUGAUAUUGUUAAACCUCCUCCACUUCCCACCGAAGACGACUCCUACGCCUCGGGCAAAGUUAAACUGUCAAGGAACGAAAAAUGGAGAAUAUUAAAAAAUGUAGCUGCUGUCAGCUGUGCGUUUAUGGUACAGUUUACGGCUUUUCAAGGAACUGCAAAUCUUCAGUCGUCUAUAAACGCAGCCGACGGCCUUGGCACAGUCUCCUUAAGUUCUAUAUAUGCUGCACUCGUAGUCUCUUGUAUAUUUGUACCAACGUUUCUCAUCAAGAGGUUGACCGUAAAAUGGACACUAUGCGUUUCCAUGCUUUGUUACGCGCCUUAUAUUGCGGCACAGUUUAUCCCUGCGUUCUAUACACUCGUGCCUUCCGGAGUGAUUCUUGGCUUGGGGGCAGCACCUAUGUGGACGUCGAAAGCCACUUAUCUCACUCAAGCUGGAAGUGUUUAUGCUAAGCUAACAGAUCAAGCUGUUGAAGGCAUAAUUGUAAGAUUUUUUGGCUUCUUCUUCUUGGCGUGGCAAACAGCAGAAUUAUGGGGAAAUCUCGUCUCCAGUAUGGUGUUUUCGUCCGGAGUACACAGUGGAAGCGCAGCAAACGAAAGCUCCAGCAGCACAUUGCUGUCAUGUGGAGCGAACUUUUGCAUGAUCGGUGGCGGCCACCACGAUAACACCAACUUGCAUCGGCCGCCGGAUGGUGAGAUAUACGAGAUCAGCGCCAUUUACCUCGCCUGUGUUGUGGUGGCAGUCUUGAUGGUUGCUCUGCUUGUCGAUCCUCUCUCAAGGUACGGUGAGAAACAGAGGACCACCGAUCCGUCCAAAGAACUAACCGGCAUCCAACUUUUGUCUGCAACCGCCUACCAGCUCAAGAAGCCCAAUCAACAGCUUCUGAUUCCCAUUACGCUGUGGAUUGGAAUGGAACAGGCUUUCAUCGGAGCUGAUUACACCCAGGCCUAUGUAUCCUGCGCUCUCGGCAUCCGAUCCAUCGGAUACGUGAUGAUAUGCUUCGGGGUGGUCAACGCUUUGUGUUCUCUGCUCUUCGGGUCAGCUAUGAAAUAUAUUGGAAGAUUCCCCAUACUGGUAAUGGGGGCAGCCCUUCACCUUGGCCUUAUAGUAUGGCUGCUUAUAUGGAGACCGAGCGCUGAUAAACCCAUGACGUUCUUCGUGAUCUCUGGCCUUUGGGGGGUUGGGGAUGCUGUGUGGCAAACGCAAGUUAACGGUUUAUAUGGAGUUCUUUUCCGGCGAAACAAGGAAGCUGCCUUCUCAAAUUAUCGGCUUUGGGAGAGUGCUGGUUUUGUUGUGGCAUACGCAUAUUCAACUCACCUCUGCGCAAGAAUGAAGUUAUACGUCAUGAUGGUAGUACUGCUCAUCGGAGUUGGUGGAUACGUUAUUGUGGAAAUAUUACAUAUCAGAAAGACCCGUCGUCUCAAGGCAAUCGCUGAAAAUCCAAACGCUGCCGCUGAAGCCGCCAAGCAGCCUCCGGAAGAAGAUGACGAGAAGGACGAAAUCGACGAUGAAAUCAUCAUCACUCAUCUCUAAACGAUUGGGAGUAGUUGUAUUCGAUUACAAAACAUUGCCAUACAAUAUAUUAGGUACAAACCACAACCUAUCACUACCAGUUAGUGGCUAUGAACACUACAAGUACAAAUCAUCUCGUCGUAUGCCUUCUUUGAGCAUCCUGUAAAGAAGGUCUCACUUUCUCGAUACAUUUCCAUUAAAUUAGCUCUACGGAUAUGACUCUUGAAUUUUGUUAAACAAGUUGACGAAGCACCUUGGUGCAGUAUUCGUACAAUGUCCAGAAGCCAUCGAUGCCGUUAUAUUAUUAUACAGAUCAAAUUUCGCUGUCUUUUUAAUAUGAAUAAAUUAAUUAUCAACAUCGGCUUGUGCUGUGAAAGCAAUACGAUUCAGUACAAUGAUGAUAAUUGAGCGGGCAAUAUUUCUCAAUGAUUAUACGUAUAUUUAUUUAAAAAUAUAAAAGACUGUUAAGAGUUCUUCAUUAUAUUUCAAAAUGUUUAUUGGUUUUAUUUUAUAACGUCGUUAUUUUAAUUCUAUACCUAAAAAACCUCCACUCAUUGAAAAUUUGCCACUUUGUUGUCAUGAAAAACACCUGUGUUAAUUUUUACAUUCAAUCGCAAUUAGUCCCUUUGUCUUUCACUAUAUCUAUAUUUCAUUUACUCAAUAUGAACACACGUGUGUUGAAAUUUCUAUAACACUAUAUUAAAUAUGAGAAUAUUGAGAAAAGAUCUAAGAAGCUAAUGUAAUGUGAUGUGAUUUUCAGAGGGCAAACUGUUUCUAAGUUAAAUGAAAUUAACCCAAAAACCUUUAUUGAAUAUCACCUUCCCUUAAAUUUUUUUUUCGUUAAUCAAGCCAGAUAUUUAAUGACGAUAAAAAUAAUUAUAACUUAAUAUUUAACAAAUGUAUAUUUUAAUAAACUUAAGUUUGAAAGACAAACAGAAUGACAGUCUAUGCUGAUCUUAUAGAAAAAUUUAAAUAAAUAUACAUACAGUGGUGAAUUUGUUAUAAAGAAUAUUUAUGAAGCUGUAGUAAAUUCACUUAUUUAAGGCUUAGAUCAAAUAAAUUAAUAUUAUACGAUAAAUAAUAUUAAGAAACAUGUUUAUAUACCCGUCGCUAUGUUAGUACUAGAGAAUUAUUAUCGUCUCAAUACAACUUAAAAUUUCAUAAACAUUUAAAGUGUCAUAACAUUGUCUUCACACGAUAUCAAAUGGAAAGGGCAAAACGAGUAGGUCUUAACAUAAAUUCAUUAUGAACGCUGGUAUCUUACAUUAUCGUAAGUUAUUUAUCAUAAUAUAAAUGAGGGUGUUACACUAACCAGAGUUAUUUGUUUCGUGUUGGUCACGGAUGGACAGAUGACAAGUCUAUAUUAGCAAUUAGAGAAGCACAGCUUUGAUAUGUCAUAAAAAAUUUAAAUAUUCCAAAUAUACACCGGAACAGUUGUAUACUUAUUAAACUUAAUAUUCAAUAUGUUUAAAACUUUCAUAAGUAUAUCAAAAGUGUGCUUAUCAUGUUUUAUAUUUGAUAGCGUAGAAACCACGUGAUAACAUUAUAGGUAUAAAAACGUAAGCAUAUAUUUUAUUGUAAAUUAAAUUUUCAGUAGUUUAGAUAACUGUAAGAAUAUUAUAUCUUAAAAAUAUUGUUUUUUUUUCAAAUAACAUUUAUUAAUUAGAUUAGGUUAUUAUGUUAUAUUAUGAAAAUUGUGAUGAAAAUAAACAGUAAGUUGUUUGGUC
Molecule: messenger RNA, 3629 nt
Organism: Danaus plexippus (monarch butterfly)
Lineage: Eukaryota; Metazoa; Arthropoda; Insecta; Lepidoptera; Nymphalidae
Product: UNC93-like protein
Exons: 8
Coding region: 277-1923 (548 amino acids)
Biological process (GO): regulation of potassium ion transport; regulation of muscle contraction
Cellular component (GO): plasma membrane; striated muscle dense body
Molecular function (GO): potassium channel regulator activity
Source: RefSeq, a predicted model, not a curated record